Larimichthys crocea (large yellow croaker) is the source of this 3463-nucleotide messenger RNA. RefSeq lists its product as uncharacterized. The transcript has 28 exons. Gene Ontology annotation, biological process: signal transduction. Gene Ontology annotation, cellular component: cell surface. The record is from RefSeq and is a predicted model, not a curated record. Bases 328 to 3327 code for a protein of 999 amino acids. Lineage: Eukaryota; Metazoa; Chordata; Actinopteri; Sciaenidae.
UGUUGACAAUAUUGAGAGGGAAAAGCACCAGAAUGACCACUGUCUGCAGGAUAUGUCAUUCUGGAAAUAUGUCCAUUAGUUUCUAAAUUAAGUAAGGCCUAUUAGCUGUUAACUGUUUCCCAGAUGCUUCUUGUUGUGCAAUACAUCAUGCCUGCCCCCUGUACUACAGGCAGAUUUUGACAUGUUUAUUCCUCUCCGAACAGCUUACAGCGAGUUCCCCCCUGACGAAUCAUCUGUUGGCAGGUUUUCAGAUAUGUGCUGUAUGUGCUUGUGAAUUUCAGAGCCCAGAUCACUCUGCAGUGGAGGACCAGGGAACAGGACACAAACAUGAAGGACAAGACUGGAGUUUUUCUCUUGUGGAAAGUGCUUCUGUCUGGGAUUUGUGCGUCACUGCUCCUGAUUUCAGCAGGCUUGUUGUUCCUGCUGGUUCGACAGAAAGAGCUGACAGCGGAGCUGCUCAGGUUGGACGUCCAGAUGCAGGUGCUGUCACAGAGCUGCAGGCUGCAGGCAGAGAUCCUGCCUAUGGACCCUGCAGAAGCUGGAGAGCUGAAGAAGCUCCACCGCACCAGGAGAAACCAUGAGAAACCAGUACAAAGUCAAGACGAGAAGGAUAUGCUGAUGCUGAUGACAUACUCCAUGGUUCCUGUCAAAGCCUUCGUAGAUCUGUGUAACAGCUCCAGAGGAAUUUGUUUAACAGGACCACCUGGACCACCAGGUUUGCCCGGUAGAGCCGGUUCACCAGGACCACAAGGUGUGCCCGGGCCGGAGGGGAGACGAGGAAAACGAGGUCCCCGAGGUGAAAAAGGAGACCCUGGACCUAAAGGAGACUCUGGGCCUCCUCGACUGAAAGGCGAGAGCUACAAUGACAUUUUCAUUGAGGGUCCACCUGGUCCAAGGGGUCCACCAGGUCCACCAGGCCCACCUGGUCCAUCCUGUCCUGCUUGUCAUUCUGGUAAAGUGAGAAACAAGACCCUCAGAGAACAAAGCCAUCGAACCAACAUGUUGAUGGAUUUAUCUCCUGUUCUGCUCAUUGAGCAUGUCAAUGAAACCGACACAGAAAACAUCAGCAGCUCCACAAAUAAGAAGACUGAAUCACAAACAACACAUCCAGCCGAUGAUAGCAGGGAUGUAUUGAAUAUCAGCGACUCACGUGUGAAAUCUGAGUCAGUAUCAGUUCAUGAAAAGUACGGCCACGACACCUCGAAUGAUACCAAGAAAGAGAAUGUUACAGAGACACCAAUUAAAUUAUUAACAGUGCUUCAUUCUCCAGACCUGACUGAAAACAGAGACAUAUUCAAUGGCAGCAGAAACAUCUAUGAUACAACGAAGAAAAGUGACUACAGACCUGAUACAUGGAUUGAAACCAGCACAGAGACACCAGUGGACUUAUUUACAGGUGUUUUUUUUAAGAAGUUGGUAUCACCUCGUCCAGACUACAGACCUGACACAUGGAUUAAAACCAGCACAGAGGAUGUUACAGAGGCACCCAUUAAUGUAUUAACAGUUUCAGCAACAACACAUCCAACUUAUAAAGCCAGAGAUGUUUUUACUGUGACUGACUCUGAGAAAGUUCAAAACACACAUAAGGAAUCUGAGUCAGUAUCACUUCAUAGAGACUUCGGCCCUGACACCCUGAAUGACUCCAACACGGAGAAUGUUAUAGAAGGACCAAUAAAAUUGUUACCAGUGUCACCGACAACACAUCCAGCUCAUGAAGCCAGAGAUGUUUUUAACGAGACCAAGUCUGAGAAAGUUCAAAACACACUUAAGGAAUCUGAGUCAUCAUCACUUCAUAAAGACUUCAACCCAGACACCCUGAAUGACGCCAAUGUUACAGAUGGACCAAUAAAGAUAUUAACAGUCCCACUUUCUGCGGACCAAAACAGUGAUGCCUUCAAUAUCAGUGGAACAAUUACAGAUACACGCAUGAAAAGUGACUCUUCAUAUCCACCCCAGAGCAACAACAAGCUAAAUUUGACUAGCAGCCAGAAAUGGACAAAACCUGAAUCACCAACAACACAUCCAGCUGAUGACAGCAAAGGUGCAUUGUUUUUUACUGACUCUAAAAAACAACAUUCGAAAACAAGUGUGGAAUCUGAGUCAGUAUCAGUUCAUCCGGAGAACAGACACACCAGCUUGGAUGAUACCAACAAAGCGGAUGUUACAGAGGCACCAAUUAAAUUAUUAACAGUGCUUCAUCCUCCAGACCUGACUGAAAACAGAGACACCUUCAAUGGCAGCAGAAACAUCCAUGAUACAACCAAGAAAAAGUUGGUAUCAGCUCGUCCAGGCUACAGACCUGAUACAUGGACUGUAUCCAGCAUAGUGGAUGUUACAGAGGCUCCCAGUAACUCAUUUACAAAGCCAGUAUCAUUUCAUCAAAACGUCAACCAUGACACCUUGAAAGAUCCCAAAAGAGAGAAUGCUACAGAGGCACCAACUGAAUUAACAACAGACCAGGCUCAAACGACCUUUAAUAACAGUGGAAACAUCAUGGAUACACCCAUGAAAAGUGAUCCCCUACAGACCAACAACAAGGUCAACGUGCCAACCGAUGAGAGAUGGACAAGAACUGAGUGCAAUAUUAAAAGUAUUAAAUGCUCGGACAAAGCCACCAAAAUGCAAAGCACCUUCGGAGCCUGGAUGUCCGAUGCGUCCCAGCUGGAUGACGGACGAAUCUGGCUGGCUGAACAUUUUUCAGGUCGACUUUUGGCUGAGCACAGGGAUAUUUCAGCACUUCAGAAUAAAAGCAACAAAAUUAUAGACGUCACAAGAUUCUACCAGGGCUGUGGUCACGUUAUUUACAAGAGGUCAUUGUACUUUCACAACGGAGGAACAAACAGACUUGUAAAAUUAGACCUGAACACCAGGAGAACAAAGACUCUGAUCAUGACAAACAGCAGAUAUCACAGCCUGACUUAUCUUUUCCGCAACUCCAAGACGUAUUUUAAGUUUGCUGUGGAUGAAAAUGGGCUGUGGGUGAUUUAUGCACCAGCAACAGGUGAUAAUAUGAGGGUCGCAAAGAUUAACACUAACACAUUCACUGUGGAGUCAUUCAUUGACACUCAGUACCCAACAACUAAAGCAGGAAAUGCUUUCAUCGUAUGUGGGAUCCUAUAUUUUACAGACGACAAAGACAGAGCAGUUACAUAUGCCUUUGAUUUAAAAACUGGGAGUCCUCAGGAUGCAAGUUUUGAUUUAAGGUCAGAUCACGGCAUAUUGGCUAUGUUGUCAUAUUAUCCCAACAAAAAUCUUUUGUACAUGUGGGACAACAGCAGUGUGAAAACCUGCAAAGUUAAAUUCAAAAUGACACAAAACCAACCAUGAAGUUUGUUAAAAUGGCACAAUUUUUAAAGCUCAGUUGACUUAUAUUUUGAAACAGUGACCUUAUUUUGACACAUGAUGAAGUUUCUCCUGGAAGUUUGAUAAACCACAUUGGAUAUUGUUUGAAAUAAACGUCUAA